This is a messenger RNA of Spirometra erinaceieuropaei, 501 nucleotides long. NCBI's taxonomy places the organism in Eukaryota, Metazoa, Platyhelminthes, Cestoda, Diphyllobothriidea, Diphyllobothriidae. The record is from the annotation of a GenBank genome assembly.
AUGGUGCGUCAGUUUCACGAUGGCAUGAUGGCGCGAAACACAGACAAUAGAGCUGUCUCAGAAGCAUUCACAGUGACCAGCGGAAUGGAACAGGGCUGUGUCCUCGCGUCCACCAUCUUCGGCCUCAUGUUCUCUGUCAUGCAGAUGGACGCCUACCGUGACGAACGCCCCGAGAUCCGCGCCGUCUACAGGACGGACGAUCAACUGCUCCAUCAGUGGCGGAUGCACUUCCAGUUGCGUGUGUCCACAACUUCCGUCCAUGGACUUCCCUUCGCCGACGACUGCGCCCUCAACACCACCUCCGAAGGCGACAUGCAAAGGUGCAUGGACCUCUUCGCCGCCGCCGCCGCCGCCGCCUGCGACAACUUUGGCCUAAUCAUCCCGCCCACGUUGACGAGGGCCAACCUUCAAGACAGGAGUAGAAGACGAAAAAGCACCAAUGGGAGGAGUCUGUUGUGUACAGAAGUCCGAGUUACUGUCCGAGGCAGCAGUCUGCACUGA